Messenger RNA from Equus caballus (horse), 894 nucleotides. The record is from RefSeq and is a predicted model, not a curated record. NCBI's taxonomy places the organism in Eukaryota, Metazoa, Chordata, Mammalia, Perissodactyla, Equidae.
AUGGAGCCCCACGCGCGCACACUGCCGGGAUUAAAGCCGAUCACAUGGGGCGGGCCGGGGGCGAGCGAGGAGAGGCAGGGCCGCGAUGUCAGUGCCACCAGCCGCGCCUCGGCGUCCCCGGCGGCGGAAAGGCGGCCGCCGCUGCCGCCGCCGCCGCUGCUUCCCCACACCGAGCGCCGCCGUCCGCAGCCGCCGGAGACGUCCCGCUCCGCGCUCGCCACGCUCCCCUCCGCCGCCCGCGCGCCUUCACUCACAGGCACAGCCGCGGAGCUCGGCAGACAGUCCCGCCCACCCGCUCCCGCCCCGACGUCGGAGCUGCGGGCGCUCGUUGGCUGGCGCGCGCGUCACUCACGGCCUCCCCGCUCGCCCCGCCCCCUGCCGCGCCGUCCCCGCCCCGCGAUCUGUUUUCUCCGCGGCCAGUCGGGCGGGCUUGCUCCUCCCCCGCCCGGUCCCCGCUCAGGUGUCAGUGUGGCUGCAAGGCUGGGAUUAGGGAAGGAGAAUGGGCGGGGGGUCGCGCUGGGAGGAGAGGGGCUCCACCCCAACCCACUGGGCUUCCGCCCCUGCCCCGCGCACACACCCCGGCCGCGCUGGCAGCCGUGCCAGGCCAGCCCGGCUCAGCCGCAGUGGCCUCGAAGCCCACGGUGGAUCGGCACUCGCGUUGGAAGGAGACCAAAGGAAAGAAUGCGGGAUGCGGGAGGCCACAGAGUGACAGUAGCCCAGAUCUCCUCUCUGACCUGCCUGCCGCGCCACGGAAUGAGGAGCAGGUCUCCCCCUCUGCCAGAAGGUCACCUCCGCACAGACCCUCGCAGACUAACCGCAACGCCAAGGACGAGCCAGGAGGUUGGAGCCUCUUUGGGAAUAAUGGAGAGAGCUGAAUAAAUUUCUCACCCUUCA